Molecule: messenger RNA, 15223 nt
Organism: Spirometra erinaceieuropaei
Lineage: Eukaryota; Metazoa; Platyhelminthes; Cestoda; Diphyllobothriidea; Diphyllobothriidae
Source: the annotation of a GenBank genome assembly
AUGCGCCAAGAUAUUGCCGUCAUUGAAACCGUCGCCUUUUCCGUCGAAGAAGUCAGACGCGUCCUCAGCCAAAUAAACCCUAAUAAGUCUCCUGGACCCGAUAGAAUUCCCGGGCUGAUAUUUAAGGAGCUAUCAACGGAGCUUUCAAAGCCUCUUUCGACUCUCUUUGAGCUGUCAAUGAAAAGAGGAAGACUGCCCUCACAGUGGAAGACAGCUAACCUCGUUCCAUUGCAUAAGGGAGGUAGCAAGAUGACAGUAAGCAGCUUUAGGCCUAUUAGCUUAACUUCGCUCCCCUGCAAAACGAUGGAAGCUCUAGUAAAGAGGGCUAUACAGCAAUUUUGUGAAGAAAAUAACAUUUUGCAGGAUUUUAAACAUGGCUUCCGGAGAGGACGUUCCUGCCUCUCAAAUCUGCUAGCUUGUCUGGAAAUCUGGACCAGGGCUCUAGAAGAGGGUUUUGAGGUCGAUGACGUAUGCAUUGAUUUCCGCAAAGCUUUGACACUGUCUCGCACCAACGUCUUCUUCACAAAUUGAGCGCCAUCGGCAUCCGAAGAGAUCUUCUGAACUGGAUUAGGGCGUUUCUGGUUGGUCGGAAACAACGUGUCUGUAUCGGGGAUGAUAUGUCAGAAUGGGUGAAUGUGACCAGUGGUGUGCCGCAAGGCUCAGUUCUGGGACCAUUGCUCUUCAUCCUUUACGUUAACGACAGCCUUCAGGAACUCGAUUGCGGCAAAAUAAUGUUUGCAGACGAUGUUAAGCUCUGGCAAGUCAUUAAGGGUCUGAAUGAUCAGAGAUCCCUUCAAGAUAAUCUGCACCGACUGCAAGCGUGGUCGAAGAAAUGGCUUCUAGAUUUCAAUGUGGAGAAGUGUGCCGUCCUUCAUCUGCGUCCAACCAACUCUCAUUCAAAUGAAAGUCUGAGGACUUAUCACCUGAAAGAUAUAAGGCUCCCCGCAGAAUCUUCACAGAAGGAUCUCGGGGUUUGGAUACAGAACAAUCUGAAACCAACACUGCAGUGCCACAAGGCUGCAAAAACGUAACGGGAGUGCUGCAUUCAAUAAAAAGGGCUUUCGUAAACUUUGAGCAAGACCUUUUUGGGGGAGUUUACGGCAAAUUUGUUCGGCCCCACUUAGAAUAUGGCAUACAAGCGUGGCGGCCAUGGCUAGUAAAGAACCAAACAUGCCUCGAACGAGUACAACAGCGUGCAACAAAGCUGGUAAACGGUCUAAAAAGCCAAUCCUACACAGACAGCCUGAAUUGUUUUAAUUUAUUCCCUCUGUAUUACAGGCAGCAAAGAGGUGAUCUUAUCCUCGUCUACACGAUAAUACAUGGCCUUGAGUAUGGACUUAAAUUUGAGGACAUGUUUCAGUGGCACCUUUCACCCAAUCCUCGUGGUCACUCAAUGAAGUUGCGGACAACAAUGUCCCGGCUGAAUCUUCGUUCUGAAUUUUUCACGCAGAGGGUAGUGGAGAAAUGGAGCGAUCUCCCUCAGUCAGUCGUAGGGGCUACGUCUCUGCAACUCUUCAAGAAACGCUUGAAUGAUUAUUUGUGUCCCCUGUUUUCCCUCGACAGUCUGAAUCUGAACUACUACCCCUGGUCCCCACAAAUAUUUUCUCUGAGACAAUGCUACUCAAAUGAAUCAAGUAAUGUUUUAAUAGUGAAUGCUUUUUGUUCGUGUACAGUUAUUUCUAACGAGCUGACAUGUAAUCAAUAGGGUUUUCCAAGGCUUUGCCUAUUAUCAUUACCAAAUUAACUGGAAAAAAAACAAACGGUAUCAUAUUUCACCUGAACUCAGAAAUUCACAUGUUUUUUCUUAUGCCGAUGAGCUUAAGUGUGUUUACCCAUAUUCUUAAAAACUGCAAACGCUUGUUUUGAAAAAAAUAAUACCCAUUUACUACGCCUAAGCAGAUAAAAUUCAAUGUGGCAGACGGUGCUUUUAUCGUCCAGGUACAGUUUCAUUUUUUCAUGCAGCCAAAAUUCCUCGUCCCAUAAUUUUUCAGAAGUACCCAUUCCCAGAAUGCGUUACCAUAAAAAACCUAAGUUUAACUUAUACAAAUAAACUUGCUCUAUCAUCUCGUGCGAAGAGAUCGCUGCCAAAUCCGCGCAUAUAUGUGAAUUCGUGUCGCACAUUUUUUUCCUUCCGGAAAUGAAGCUAAGACUUUAUCAAAUGUUUGUUCAUCUAGUCAUCAAACACUGCUGUCCUUUCUUUGGUUUAAUGAACGCCUGUGAUCGUUAUAAGGUCGAAAAGGUACAGUAGGUUUUCACCCGGAAACUGUUCUCUCAAGUCGCACACGGUAUUUCUUAUACUCAGAGAUGUCCGCUGGCGAGCAUGAAGUUUUUAUGGGAAGGAAGACUCGAAACCGGCCUUCGCCUCCUUUUUCGCAUCAACUCCAGCUCAAAUCUUGCGUUAAGUUACACUCUCACUCGGAGAGAUAGGUCUUAUGCCACGCACAACUCCUCCGUGAUGAUUCCGCCGUCUAUUUGCAUAACAUUUAAACGCUCACUCUUUUUUACUUACAAAUAUGCCUUUCUCUGCAAGGAUCUUCCGCUAAAAAUUAGGUCAUCGCCUACGCUAUAUGUAGUUAAGUUGAAAUUACGCAAACACCUUACACCGGAACAUAUAAAGGCACUUAUAACGGUCUCACUCCCGAACACUUAGCUUCUUGAUUUCGAGAAGUGUCCUCCUGGGAUUUACUGGUAUUGAAUUGGUUUCUAAAUCCGCUGCUAUCACUCCGCCCCCAAAGCGUCGAUUUUCGCGGUUCUUGAUGUCAUCUCCUCAUCUCCACCUUAAGCGGACUGUUGACGCUCACGAGGGAACCCUCAGUGUUCGUCGUAUACUAGUAGUUUGGUCGUACCUCCCUUCCCAACUCCUCGGCUGGGCUCGAAGCUUAAUGUGACCGAUCACGUAUGGUUUCUUUUCGCCUAGCCACUUUGACGCGAAAGGUCUCAUCCGGCGUACGAAUUCUGCUCUGACGAUGUCCGUUUCAAAUCCCUUAUACAAUACCACAUGCAGGUCAGUCCUGUCUGAUCCGCAUACAUACCCCUCAUGGCUGACAGUUAUUUCUGCCCUGACGGUGUCCGUUUAUAAUUAGUUAUGUAUUGACACAUGUAGGCCGGUCCUGCCCGCAUAUUUAUCCUUUUAGGAGCGACAGAUUUUUCUCCUGUGAAGUUAAUGCAAUCAUUUCUUUAUUCUAGAGGAAUUUGUUUUCACUGCUCGCUCAUCAUUUAUCUAAACAGAUUACUAAUUCAGAAACUAUAAAUUGCAUAUUGUACAGAUUCAGACUAUCAUGUCUGAAAUUCAUAAUAACAAUUAUUUUUACUUGCCUAAAAAGGACCCAGUGGGUCUGUAAAAAUUAUUUUAGUCAUUUAUUUAUUUAAGUCACUACGGACAGCAGGUAUCGCAUCGAAACGCGUGUUAGAGAGGAGGCUCGGGUAAGCUAGACCACCAACAUUUGUGAGAAAAUCUGUGCCAUAUGGCCGGGUAUGCCUGCGAAUUCAGCGACUUGCUGACAACGAAGAGGAGCCGCUUUUAAUGCAGUCAUCUCUCCUGUUGGGGAAGAUACUGAGGAAUGCAGUGUUGAGCGCAUCGAUAUGUGCCCUUCGAGUUCGGGGAAUCACUAUUAUGGUAAAAGGCUUGCAACAGAAAUUUUGGAGCUGGUGUGUACACCUGGAAAUAUGGCUGGGACUUGUACAUAGGUGCGCCAGUAUAGUUGGCAGUCGUUGUAGGGAUUGUGUGCGUCUUCUAUGUCACAAUUCAGCAAACCAUGGCCCUCACAGCCUGUUGUGUGCUGACAUCUCUCUGUCAUCUGGUUCCCUGCUAAUAGAAGCGCUUGCGCUCCAGCUGAGUAUACAGGCUGCAUGCCUGGUUACACAGUGACUUUUGUCAUUCCCUUCUCUUUGUGACCAGUUUUUGUCGUUGGUUAGAAUCCUAGUCAAGUGUUUGUUGCGCAGCAGGGAGUGUGGUGGUACGCCUAGGUGCGGGUCCGGCUGUGCCAGGCAACUGCGCCCUACCCCGUCCUCGGUCAUUUAGACAGUGUCUUGUCGCUGAGCUCAGGCGGGGGGAGGGGAAGAGAGUGCGUAAGAUAUUGUGCAAGUUUACUUCUACUUUAACUCAAUCCACACACAAGCCACUGCUCCUGUUCACACUCUGCUGUGAAGCACACAGUUGUUGCCUUUGGCAGCGACGGUCUACUUGUCAGUUUGUCUCUCAUUGUGACAAAUGUGCAUUUUUAAUGUUAAUAACGCAACGUACAGAUUAGGAAUAAAAUCUUUCAUCCUUCAUUUUUUCAGCUAAACGUUCAGUUUUCUCACAGAUAUUUCUUACAAUUUUAUCUUCCGGAAUCUGGACAUUUCCAGUCGCUAAGGUGCCUCGGUUGCACGCAUAGCGCACAUAGUCCUGUUCAGUAAUUCGCUAAUUAUACAUGUGAGCAAGUCGAUGUUUGCAUCCAUGUUGAGAAGUUGGGCGAAAAAUGUUAGAAUGCAAGCAUUGUGGGACCAUCGCUAAUUUACGUUCGCUUUCUCUACAUAGGGCACUAUCGCGAAGAAUUGGUGGUAACAUGCGCGGGAACCAAUUCGCGUUGUGAAGCGGACUGCGCUGCAUUUACCUCUCUUCUCGUGUCCGCGGUGACUGAACCCAUAUCCACACGUGCCAGAAAGAUAUCAACAACCUCAGAAUGAAGGCCAAGCUUCAUUCCAGUAUUGGCUUCUUACCCCUUGGUUUUUGUAGCUGAUCGCAUUCCCCAAUAUAAUUUUGAUCUUUCUCCAAGGCUUACUCCUCUCCACGUUCGCUUCCAAAAUGGUUGUCCCUGUCCACACUGGCAUAGUAUUCAGAUUUCAGAAAAGUAUGUUCUUAAGACUUUUACACUACCCGCCCAGCAUUUCUUAAUCGAUUUUCUGCAGGUCAGUUCCUAAAGAGAAAUUAGUCCUUACCUCUUAACUAUCAAUAAUUUGACUACUAUUUCUUCACCUCCAUAUCAUAUAUUUCUUAAUAACGUUGGUCAUAGCUACACUACUCGGGGUAUACUGGAUUUUAGAUUACUGAAUGCUCGUUCUGUUAUAAAUAACAUGAUCUGGCACAGAACAGUAGCCUUUGAGAUUACGCCCGGCGUUAUAUGCCAAACCGAAUUGUCGACAUAUCCUCUAUUUCCUCCAUUUUCGCAUUUUAUAUAUGGUGUUCCUUUUUACUAGAUAGAUAGAUAGAUAAUUUUUAUUAAAGACCCGUCGGGGUCCCAUCAAAGCAAGUUAAAAUAAAUCUACAUGCGAGUUUUAGACGAGGUAGGCCGAAUCUUUACAAAAUGCAAUUCAUAGUUUCUGAAUUAGAAGUCCAAUGAGAAACAUGAUGAUUGAGGGGUAAAAAAACUCAUUGGAAAAAGUUAAAAAUGAUUGGAUUAAUUUUACAGGAGAAAAAACCCCUCUUUAUAAAUAAUAACAGAAAAAAGCGAGCAGGACUGGCCUGUAGGUGGCGGUAUAUAACGGAAUGUUGUCGGUCAUCGUCAGGGUAUCAAUAAAUGUCCGCCUUGAUGGGUACGAAUCUGGGUCAGACAGGAUUGGCUUGCAAAUGGCAUUGUAUACGGGAUUCACAAUUGAGAUCGUCUGGGCCUGAUUGGUACGCCGCGUCAAAGAGGCCAGACGAGAGGAACCGAGAUGCGAUCGGCCACAGCACGCUUCGAGCUCAUCCGAGCAGUGAGGAAGGGAGGUACGACCGAACUACUAGUAAACAGUGAAGACUGAGGGUUCCGCCGUGAGUGUCGACAGACCGCAUGAGGUCGGAACGCGGGAGAUGACAUCAAAACCCGCAAAAAUUGUCGCUAUGGGGGGAAGGAUAACGAUGGAUUUAGAAAUCAAUUCAAAACAGGAGUUUCUAAUGAUAUAAUUAGGAGUUACCACGUAAUCUACCACUAAAUCCCAGGAGGACCCUUCUCGAUGUCAAGAAUCUGAGUGUUCGGGAAUGAGAUCGUUAACAGUGCCUUUAUGCUUUCCGGUGUAAGAUGGUUGCGUAAUUUCGACUUGAAUACCAGUAACCUAGGCGAUAAUCUAAUUUCAGGCGGAAGAUUAUUCCAAAGGAAGGCACAUUUGGAAGCAAAGAAGAGGGAGCGCUUAGAUGUAGUACAAAGAGGCGGCGGAAUGACCGUGCAGGAGUUGCGCGUGGCAUAAGACCGAUCUCUCGGAGUGAGAGUGUCAAUGUGCGGAAGACUGGAGCUAGAGUUGAUGCGAAAAAGGAAGCAAAGGCCAGCUUCGAGUCUUCUAACCCACAAAAACUUCAUGUUCGCCAGCUGACAUCUCUGAGUAUAAGAAAUACUGGACGAAGCUUGAGAGAACAGUUUACGGGUGAAAAUCCUCUGAACAUUUUCGAUUUUAUUACGGUCGCAGGCGUUCAUUAAACCGAAGAAAGGACAGCAAUAUUCCAGGACUGGAAGAACAAACAUUUCAUAAAGUCUUAGCUUCAUUUCCGGAAGGAAAAAAUUAUGCGAUAUGAAUCCACAUACCUGCGCGUCUUUGGCAGAGAUUCUAUCUGCAUGAGGCGAUAAAGCAAGUUUAUUUGUAUAACUUAGACCUAGGUCCUUUAUGGUGAGGCAUUCUGAGAGUGGGUUAUUCUGAAAAAUUAUGGGACCAGGAAGGUUGGCAGGACCAAAAGACAUGAAACUACACUUGGAUGAUGAAAACUCCAUCUGCCAUGUCGAACCCCAUCUGCUUAAGCGUAGUAAAUCGGCAUUAAUUUAUUCAACACAGACAUUUGCGGUGUCCUUAGAGUAUGAGUAAACACAACUGAGGUCAUCGGCAUAAGUAAAAGUUUGCGAAUUUCCGAGUUCAGUCGAAAUAUCAUUGAUGUACAGAAGGAAGAGUAGCGGACCCAGGACCGUGCCUUGAAGUACGCCACUUGUGAUCGAGUGAGGUGUCGAGUAGCUAUUAUCGACCAUGACUUUCUGAUAUCGGUUGGACAGAUAGGACCUGAUGAAGUCGAGUAGAGGCGGCCGGAUGCCGAGAGCUUCCAAUUUUACUAAAAGACGUCUAUGGGGCACCUUGUCAAAGGCUUUGCUAAGAUCAAAGUAAAUAACAACCACUGACUGCCGCUCAUUACGAAGAGAAGUAAUUAGAUUAAGAAAAGCCAAGUGGCAUGUUUCGCAGGAUCGUUCAGGUAAAAACCCAUGCUGACUAGAGCUCAGAAGCCGAUUAGCUAGACAGAAGUCAAGAAUUUCAUUGAAAAUAAUCCUUUCAAGAAGUUUUGCUAGAGACGGCGUUUUGUGCACGCCCCGAUAGUUAUUAACAUCGGACCGAGAUCCUGACUUGAAAACGGGAAUGAUAAUUGACGUUUUCCAUGUUUCAGGAAAGAAUCCUUUUGAAAUAUAAACCGAGAAUAGAUGACUGAGCAAUAUGGGAAAGUCGGACGCUUGCUUAAUAAUCGAAUUCGGAAUCCCGUCCGUUCCUGAGCAGUGGGGAGUAUUUCAAACGGCUUAUAUGUUUCUUAAUGAGAUCUGAGGAGACAUCAAUUGUACUAAGUGUCCUAUCUGAAAGUGAUCGAAAGAAAGGGACCGGAUCGGACUCGGUAGCAAGGUGUUUUGCAAAGAAAGCACUAAACAACUCCGCCUUGUCAGUGUCAUCUGUGAGGAAUACUUUGUUAUCAUUUAGCAUGGGUGGAAGUUCAUGACCACGCUUAGAGUAGGACCGAUGACGGAAGAUGCUAGCGACGGAUUUGCCAGGGUUCGAACCACUGAGAGCAAUUCAUUCUAUUUGCCUGUUGCGCGUUUUGCGCAUCCUUGAGGCCAUCUAAAAAAUCUCUGUGAUUCUAAGAUGAACUGAUAAGGAACGCAGUUUUCGCCUCAACUUUUUUAGUCUGUUCUGAAGAAAAUGAGAAACAAGAGAAUCUGAAGAAUUAGGCUUGAGAUAUCUACGCGGCACAAACUCUAGAAUGUCCUUGGAAACAUUGGACAUGACAUCACGAAGAAUGGUUACAUCGCUACAAGUGAGGAAGCCACACCAAUCCAAGGAUCUCAUAUAGUUAUUUAUUAAGUCGCUAUCUACGCAGUCGUAGUUCAUGAAAGUCCGAACGGCACUUGUCUUUUUUGAAAAGGCAAGCGGUAGGCAACAAUGAAUUAAUACGUAGUCACUGUCAAAGAGGUCCUUUUUUAAAGCAACAGAAAGAGGAGCAAUGUCAUUGGCAAAGAUUAGAUCUAAAAUGUGAUUAUCUCCUGUUGGAGAGCGCACCAGUUGAGACCAAUUAGAAAAAUUGAUAAUAUCUUGAAAGGGCUGGAAUCUGGGUGGGCAGCUAUUGAAAACCCAGUCAAUUUCAGGAAGGUUAAAAUCUCCAGUGAUUAUUUUAAAAUCGAAAGCAGCUUCCGAAAUUAAUUUAAAGAUUUCAGAAAGUUGUGAAUCAUCACUGACUAAAGAAUUUGGGGGAUUGUAGAUACAGCCAAUAAUUGCCUUUCUUUGCGGCGAGAGAAAUAACAGAUGCAAAGCAGAAGUUUCCCGUGAAUGAGGAAACAUCCAAGUAAUAGGGAGAGUGCUUUAGGUAGGAUUUAAGAUAAAGAAGACAACCACCCCCACGCCUAGUCGUGCGGUCUUGGCGGUAAAAAUCGAAGUCAUCUAUGAGAAGGGCAGAGUCAGGAAUUAGAGAAUGUGUCCAAGAUUCUGUUACACAUAUAAUAUCAGGCGUCAUUUCCAGAGCAAUGGCUCUGAUUUGGGCCCUCUUGUUUAUAACAGACCUGGCAUUCAAUAAUAUAAUAUCUAAUGUGUUUCGAACGGCAAUGCUAUUUUCGACGGUAUUUAAAAAAAACUUGGAGGCGGAUAUGUAAGCUGCGAAUUAAUGACACUUAGAGAAUAAGUACCAGUUAAUUUAGAGUUAUUGACGUAUGGGGAGUCAGCAAGAGAAUGCUGCCAAGAAGGUGUAAGUAGGCGUGUUUGAGGUUGUCUUCUUUGUGUUAACAACUUUUCAAAGCACUUUCCGCAUGAUCCGAAUGCUGCCUAAUUUCCGGGAAAUGUCUGUUUUACUUUUGUCUUUCUCUCUCGGCAAGGAUGGGCUAUUCUUGGCUGUAGUUACAAGAACAAAAGUCUACAUCUAGUAACUAUGCACAACUUUAAGAAUUUACAUUUGACGUUGCUAUAAUUACUGCAGUCAAUAAGUUUACUAAAAUCAAUUGGCAUUGAAACAUUUGUCCUAUUAGAUGUCGCUAUUUAUGAGAUACGGCAUAAAUCCAAAACAGAUUGCCAGAGUGUCGCGAUUCCCACCGUUGCUUAUUCGUCUAACAUCAGCCUGUAUUGCCAGUGUUUACUUCCCUGAAACGCGAACAACUUCUAUUAUUUUUUUAGUUAUCUUGUCAACACGCAGAAUUGUCUAUCUAGCCGACCUGAAAGCUCUUGUGACACCUGUCAAUUGGUCUUCCACAACUUUAAGCAUUUUUUUCGUAACGAACAGCGGCCAGGGAUGAUUUUGUAUGCUUAUUUAAUGAGGCACAGCCAAAGUCCCUGUUGACAAUUGUCGUCAGUUAAAUUUGUUGUUGGAAAUAGGCGUAAGACUUUGAGCACCCUAUAGGGUGGAUAUAUCCACAGUGUACAGAGAAUCCCUGUGCGUUAAAAUAGUCCAAAUCGGACUGUAAGUGUAGGGUAAACCGGGCAUGAGUCUGGACAUGCAGCACUCAAGGUUCCUUUUAAAUGUUUCCAUCCAUUUUACAUCACACCGUCCGCUGGGAGAACAUUCCAUGAUUUGGCAACUUUGACAGAGAAGUAGAAGUUGCCUUCAUCCGGCUUUUCCUGCUAAACUAGAAAUGUUAAUGGGCAAACUUUGAACAUGCACGUGGCAGCAAAUUCUCAAAUUCCGUUAAUAGUCAGGUGGUUGUCAAUAGUGCAGCAAUGUUACCUGCUUUUCAGAAAUGCUCGAGAAUUCGCUUAUGAUUUACAGGGUUAAUGUUUUUCGCAUGGAUUUAUAAAGAAAGUAGCUUUGACGCCUGACCAUUUUGGCAACCCGUCCAACGAACUCUCUUGAACCUAUUCUGGUUUCGGAAAUCUCACGAUUUCCAGACCUGUGAUCUGCAUUCCAUAUGCGGACUCACUAAUGUUCGGAAGAUUUCUUGGGUGUGUUACGUAUCAAAAUCCGAAUGAAAUGCUAAAAUAUUUGAGUGUUAUCGCGACAUUACGACUGCGGCACUCUGAGCGGAUAUUUUUAAGGAUUUUUCGAUAGCACAUUGAAGCUCUUGUGGGCGUCCACAUCCUACUAAUGUGCGCUCAUUUAUAAUGUUAGAGUACAGAUGGAGCACGUGUUUAUGCUCAGUGCGAAUCAGUGCCGAAGGAAUGCAGCGCACACUGUUUUAUUAUAUGACAGUUUGUAAGCAAUCAUAGUGUGGAAAGAUAACUUGUCGAAAGAAAAACGCAGUCUUCUUUUGAAUUCACAAACGAUGUUUUGGUUCACCUUCCCGCCUGUUAGUGAGUGACAUGGAAGAACUAGUUCUCUGCUUAAAUAACGUUUGCCAAGGUCUAAUCACACGCGCUCGCCUCCAAACUUGUACGUUUGACCGCUUAGGGGGACUGGACAUAAAAAUUUAAAUAUGUCGUCAGGUUUUGGUGAUCAAAGGUUAUCACCCAUGAUCUCAGAUUUUCAGAGCAGGAUACCUAAUAGGUCCGCGUAAUACAGGAGGAAUAGUCCAGAUCUUUCAACAUAUAAUAAUAAGAAAAUUACUUAAGGCACACAAACGACACUUUACGAAAACAUUUAAUGUUGAGGAAAUUAGUAAAAUACAGAUGGUAAAGUCAGAAAUGCUGUAUUAGUGACCAAAAGUGCGAUAUAGUAAGGAAAUUCCACCACGUAAAGUAUGUAAAACCUUUACGUCCACCUGGUCAUUUUGGCCUUUUAUAUGCGACAUCCUUGAUAAUGAUGAUUUUCGUAAUCUCAGAAUUGGAAAUUCUUCGAAUAAAUGGCGAGUUACUAACGGAGGAGUGUCGAAAAAAUCAGAAAUCGAAAGACAGGGUGCAAUUCAGGUUGGCUCCAGAGGCUCCAGGUUACACUAAAAAAUAUAUUCUCCUUACUCGUUGGCUGCGUCUAUCGUCCUCCCAACGCCAACGACAAUUUUGAUCGUUUACUCUCACAGGCAUUUCAUGCUGCAGCCGACUCAAACUUUAAGUAUCAAUUGGUUGCGGGCGACUUUAAUCUUCCCGAAGUCCGCUGGUCUCCGCCUUCAGGCCCAAGAAGGUUCGAAGGCUUUCUUGAGGCAGUGGAUGUUGGGAUGUGGAGUCGGGUUGUCGAUUUUCCCUAACGAGGCUCAAGCAUACAUGACCUAAUUUUCUGUAGAGGCUGUAUGCCAUCAUCGGUGUCAUCCCUAGGCCCACUCGGGGGCUCAGACCAUGACAUAGUUGUUUCAACGUUGGAAUUCGAGGCUGACAAAACGUCGUCCUCAAAGUAUAGCUUUUUCCGGAAUUUCCGAUCAACUCGCUCAACCGAAUUAUUAACACACCUCAAUUCCUACGACUGGACUGAUUUCUUCCUUGGUUCGGAUGUAAAUGUUUGCACUGCAAAUCUGUAUGAAAUUUUGGAUCCGCUUAUUUCUCGUUUUGUCCCCCGUAAGAAAAUAAUUAAUGUUGGGGAUGAGGUUUUCCUACCCUUACCCUUUCGUCGCAGAUUGCGCAGGUUUUAUCGUCGUUUCCAUCUUCAGAACGAUGUUUCUGUCCUGCCCUUGAUUCAUGAUAUUUUUGAUCGAGCUAAAAUAUUGUCUGUAGAAAAACAUCUGGCCGAAGAGGUCCAGUUUACCGAAAACCAUUCGUUAAAUGUCUCGAAACUUUUCUCUAGAAAAAUACGAACUCAUAGAAAGAAGUAGCAUUCCAUCCUCCGAGACGCUCUCGGAAAUCCCAUAGUUGAUGCCCAGUUAACAGCUGAUAGCUUCAAUGACUUCCUGUCCAAAGCGUUCAUUGAAGACUCGACCACUCCGCUUCCGAACAUCCAGCCAUUGACCGGGGCAGUUCUAGAAACUAUAAGUUUCACUCUGCGGGAUGUGACUGUUGCGAUUCGGCGUUUUCCUCAAUCUUAUAGUCCAGGCCCUGAUGGUGUCCCAGUAAGCAUUUUAAAAGCCGAUGCAAACACGAUCUUCCCAUCCCUCUUUUGCAAGAUAUUUAAUCUUGCUCUUGAAAGUGAAACUUACCCUACCUUGUGGAAGGAAUCACACAUUUUGCCCAUUCCUAAGCACGGCAAAUCUACGUCAUUUGAUGACUUUCGGCCAAUAAACACCCUCCCUGCAGUUUCGAAGAUCUUAGAGACAAUGAUCAAGGAUAAGAUGAUGCGUCACUUAACAGUGAAUAACCUACUGAGUGUUGCUCAGCAUGGAUUCCUCAAAGCUCGAUCUUGUGACACUUGUCAACUCUCUUUCUUUGACUAUGUUCUCUAAUCUAGGGACCAUGGUUUUGCUCUUUUCACAGUAUAUUUCGAUUUCACUAAGGCUUUUGACCGUGUUGACCAUGCUCUUCUUCUCUUGAAACUGUCCUCUUUCGGAAUAGGUGGCAAACUUUUGAAUUUUAUUUCCUCUUACCUGGGCACUCGUGCACAACGCGUUAAGAUUUCCAAUACUACCUCCAACCCCACACGUGUCAGGAGUGGACUCAUUCAGGGUAGUGUACUCGGCCCACUUUUAUUUUGUAUUUUCGUUAAUGAUGUACCCGAUUUAUUUCAGAAUGGUAAGCCUUCCAUGUAUGCCGAUGAUCUUAAAAUUGCAUAUCGAUAUAAGCCGGCAGAUCGUGACAUCGUGCUUGAGCUCCUUACUGAAGGUCACUCCAUAAAUGUGCCCAGGGUUAUAAAUGAUCUGGGUAUAUCAUACUCCAAGAGUCUCAAUCUCUCGGAGCACUGUGACUUGAUAGUCUCCAAAGCACGCAGAACGACCAGGUUUAUCCUCCGAAACUUUAAAACUAGGGACAUCAGAAUGCGCCUUUACGACAUGUACGUUAGACCUGGUCUGGAAUAAUGUUUGUUUUUAUUUAGCGUCAUGCGUGCUACUGAGCGGAAGAAAAUAGAAUCCGUUUAACACUUUUUUAUCAAGAGAAUUUUAACCCCAGAAAACCGACAUUUGUCUUACCAAGAACGUUGCCGGCUUACGGGCUUUGAUCCCUUAUGGUUCCGUAGAUUACAAAAGGGACAAUUUUUGCUAUUUAAACUUUUAUAUAAUCACACAUUUAACCCACUCACUUCUUAAAGACAUCUUAUCCACCCACGACGUAACAGUCACCGUGAGGUCUUCUUAUUUCUGCCUCUGGCACGUGCUGUUAAAUAUCGUCGGUUCUAUUCUGUAAAUGCAAUUGCUAUUUGGAAUAAACUACCCAUGAGUAUGAAAACUCGGCAAAAUUUUCCUUUAUUUAAGAGAACUAUUACUCGAUUUUUGCAUUCAGAAAAGCUUCCUCAAGUUGUGGGUUCUGAGUCCACUGAUCGACUGUACCGUAGGGAUGGCGUUUGUGGUCUCUGAACACUAUGGCCAGUCUCACCAGCUGUUUCUGAACGUCUCUACUUUGACUAUCCCCAACUUCAUGAAAGGAAUUGACGUCCGAUAAUCUCCGAUACCGUGCAACCCCCUCACCCCACUUCUUGACGGUCGAAAAUCUACCGCCAGCAGUUUUUUUUUCUCCUCAACCCUCCAAACCAUAAAAACCACCAUCAACUAUAUUUUUAUUCUUCAGGAGUUUUUUUACCUGCUGGUCGGAUUUGUGUUUAAUCGCUUCCCUUGACAAUGCCUGUAAACUGGCAUUUAAUAAUAAAUUAAAUUAAAUUAAAUCUAACGAUUCCUCAAUUUUGAGAAAUUCCUCAAAAGUCUUCCGAAGAAACUAAGAAAGAGCAGGAUAAAUUCCCACUGACGGUAGGAUGGGAAAAUACGAUUCAUUGAGCAAUGGAGGACGACAUUUCAUUAUGGUGGGUUCUAGGAAUGCUAUAUGGAUGCCAGUCGUGAAAAGCAAAACGUGCUAAAUAGGGGACAUUUAAAAUAGCAGUCGUACUUUCAGUACACAAAGCAAGGGAGCUCUUUCUGAGGGUAGGACGAAAACCGAAUAAAGUUUCAUAGGGCAAACUUAGAGUGGAACCGACAAUGUUGACGAGACCUCGACAAACCAGAGGCCUAAACGCAACUCCUAUGUUAGUUAGCGAUAACCGAAAGAGUGGCCUGAUGGGUGCGUGUCAGCAUAAUCCUGGUUGUUCUUUGACAAAUUAUUUAAGGGGGACAUCGCGUUUAGAGGUCACGAUGCAUGAAGUGACAAACUUAGCAAAAAGACCGGAAUAUCCAAUAAAGAAUUAAAGAUCGAGGCAAUUUAGCGCAAAUUCCUGAAUGCCCAACAGUCCAUCUUCAAAGCCACGGAGGCAAUUGCUGGCAGCCGAUGCCAAAUUUGCUAACAUGGUCGCAGCAGUGGAAUCAAUCAUCAGCCAGACGGGAGUGACAGACGAAACGAUGGACCUCAUUGGACACCAAGUGUCCUCCCUCCUCAUGGCUCAUAGGUCGUGCUUUCCAAGAUCGAGCGCCAUGCACUUAAGGAACUCAGGGCCGACAACGACCUCGUUAUCGUGCCUGCGGACAAGGGGCGUUCAACAGUCGUAUUGGACAGGACAGACUACAAUCAAAACGUCAAAAGCUUGUUGGAUGAUCGUCAGUCCUAUGUCCCAUGUGAAUCCAAUCCCAUGAAAACGCUGACACGCGAGAUUAACGCGACGCUGUUGGCAAUGGAGAACUCAGGUGCAAUAUCGCCAAUCGACCGACGCAUGGCUAAAGCACAAAAAACGCCCCUAACUCGAUUCCACAGUCACCCAAAAGUGCACAAAGAGGGCGCUCCUCUUCGGCCUAUCGUGUCACUAAAGGGCACUCCAACCUACGGACCGGCAAAGUGGCUGUUCCAACGUCUCAAGUUUCUGACCUCCAAUUCGAACACUACAGUCAGAUCGUUAACGCAAUUCUUGGAGAAACUUAGAGGAGUAAGUCUCCUGCCAAGCGAUAUCAUGGUUUGCUCUGAUGUCACGUCCCUUUUUACUUCUAUCCCGCAGGACCUGGCAGUCGAGUCAAUCGAACUACUCCUACGAGAGAAGUACGACGAAACGGAGAAUCGCCUUGGACACGCCCAAAUCAUCCAGCUCCUGAAGUUCUGUCUCAAGACGUACUUUACAUUCGACGAAACAAUCUACGAGCAGGUGAAGGGAACGCCAAUGGGUUCGCCGAUUUCGGGACUCAUAACCGAGGCGGUCCUUCAACGGCUGAACUCGCUGGUUUUUCGACACCACAGACCGAAAUUCUGA